Ectocarpus sp. CCAP 1310/34 is the source of this 1942-nucleotide messenger RNA. NCBI's taxonomy places the organism in Eukaryota, Phaeophyceae, Ectocarpales, Ectocarpaceae. The record is from the annotation of a GenBank genome assembly.
GCUAGCAGUCUCUCAGCGCUGACCUCGCGUGCGACUACCGCCACCCUGCUCUGAAGAUGAAGCGCGUCUUUGGUGCCGUGUCUGGCGCUUUCAGAUCCCUCGUUCCCAAGGCAACCGCGCCGGCCGCACAUCAUCAGGAAUCGGUUCGGAAGGCGAUGGAGUCUCUCGCGCCCCCGGGCAGGAGGUUGCCGUCCGAGAGCAAACCGCUGGUGAUGGAGCUCGUGGCAGCUGCUUCAGAGGGGGACAAGGAGAAGGAACUCUCGCUGCUGAAGACCCCAGAGGACAUGUUCCUUGCUGCUAACGCUUUCCAUCAGGGCAAACACAUACGGGCGGACAAGGAGACCGCCUUUGCGCUCUGGAAGAAAGCAGCAGAAGCCGGCCACCCCAAAGCCAUGUACUCGUACGCCGGCUGCUUGAGGAAUGGGGACGGCACCAAGAAAGACCUCCCCACAGCGGUGUCGCUGUUCGAGCGAUUGGGGGACCAGGGCUUGCUUGAAGCCAAGCACGCGCUAGGGUUAGUGUUGUCUUCGGGCGAGGGGGAGGAUGUGGGAAUCCCCCAGGACGAGGAGCGUGCGCUCGGGCUCUUCAAGGCCGCUGCGACUGGCGGCUUCGUUCCCGCGAUACACGCCGCGGCAUCCAUGAUGGAGGCUGGCAAGGGGGGAGAGAAGGAGGACGCCAAAGCCGUCCAGUGGUUGGAGGUGGCCAUGGAGGCUGGGGAUCCCAUGGCGUACUCUACCCUCGCAACGUGGUAUACAGCUGGCAGGGCGGGCCUAGAAGUGGAUCACAAGAAGGCUUUCGAGCUUCACCUUAAGGCGGCCAACAUGAACAUGCCCCGAGCGCAGUACAACACGGCCGUUCACUACCUUGAAGGCACCGGAAUCGAGCAGAACCUCCCGGAAGCGGCGGCAUGGUUCGAACGAGCGGGGGCCUUGGGGAUGCCGCAGGCGAUGCUCAACCUAGGGAAAAUGUUGGAGAACGGUAUCGGUGUCGAGGUGGAUCGAGAGCGAGCUUUAAAGUUGUACCAGGCGGCCUUGCGCGCCGAGGGGCAGCUGAAGGGAGGCUUGGCGACGGCCGGGGAUGCAACUAUGGCUGCGCUGUUCGAGGCAAAGCAAGAGGGGCUUUUGUCGGACACGAAAAAAGGGAAUGUCGCACGAGGAAGCCAAACAGACGAACACGGUGAAGAUCAAGGCGUGAAACAGAUAGGCGAAUCCUCCUCUUCUUCCUCCGAAAAGGCUUCUGCAUGACACGCAUGCAUGCAUGAACGUCUCGAGUUGCUGCCUAGCGUACGGAGGCCAUGCGCGAGACCCGUUCGUUUGCGAAGCGUUGCCCGUCAACAGGACACCUAUCGUGUUGCGGCGCAGGGAUGGUAGUGAAAUCCUUCUAUAUUCCGCGGGUGCGUAGGUUACCUUACAUUAUUUACGUGAUAGACCGGCGGUGUGGCGACUUGUCGCGACCGUAUCGAUCGACAAGUCUAUUCGCAAUCGGAGGUACGUACUGUAGUACGGGACAUUCAUGACUUGCUGCCUUGUUGUUGGGGAGAUGAUGCACAGCUUGACAAAAUGGCAAGCACGGACCUGGUAACAGCGCUUCAGAAACGGCAGGCCUAGUAUGCUCUCUGUUCAUGCUGUACAACCUUCCCGGUUAGGGUACAGUAGUAGUUCCGCUUAGUGGAGGAUGCCGGUGGCGUCUACCGACCCGUAUUAGGGCACAGCAUAGGUGUAAGCAGCACGGAAGAAGCAGACGUGCGUUGCACGUGCGUGGUAGAGGAAACAAAGCACCAGCUGUGUUGGGGACACUGCGAGGUACCGCUCACUGCUACUGCUGAAGACGCAGAUCUACUGUAGAUCUUUUGCCUCGAGUGAUCGCUGCGGAACUGAUCGCUCGUUCGUGCCCUCCCUGCACGUGGAGUCUGUCCUCGAUAAAAAAGAGCUCGGAGAUUUCG